This is a messenger RNA of Linderina pennispora, 1441 nucleotides long. RefSeq lists its product as uncharacterized. The record is from RefSeq and is a predicted model, not a curated record. The transcript has a single exon. Bases 98 to 1189 code for a protein of 363 amino acids. NCBI's taxonomy places the organism in Eukaryota, Fungi, Kickxellomycota, Kickxellomycetes, Kickxellales, Kickxellaceae.
GGGUCGGUGGAGGUGGACCACCGCGACAGCAGUUGCAGCCUGUCGCAAGGCGUAGUGCGAGACCGGGCGCGGUCGCGGUCGGCCGAUCGUGGACGGCAUGGGCCCGGACCAUAUUCCGAAGGGCGCACGGGCUACGGGCGGCCAUCACCAGCACAGGCGCGGGGCGUGGGGUACGAACGCGACCGGCUCCGUGGAGACUACGAGCGCGACCGCGAGUGGGACCGCAGCGGCGGGCGGUAUCAGUGGACGCAUGCAGAGCUACGAUGGCGGGUUCCACGACUCGCAGGCACGGCACUACGGGCGUGGGGCGCGCAGCCAGGACCCGUAUGCGCGCAGCUCGCGGUACCAGGUGCCAGCGUACAUGCGGCGGAGCACCGAACCGAGCGACUCGCUAGAGGAGGGCGAGCUGGACAUUGACGACCGCAUCUCGCGCAGGACCAGCAACCCAAAUGCAAUUCCGGUAGCGCCUCGGCAGUUCAGAGCUGGACGCGAGACGGUGAGUCCAAGCCAGCGCAGGACAGGACUAGGAUUUAGGAACGAGCGGCGGUCGCCUCGGCCACUGGCAAGCCAGGAGUCGGCGUUCAGUUCACAGCCGGCAUUCAUCGACCGGCGGAGAUCGUCGGGCUCGGGAUCAGCACCACGAUCAACACAGGCGAGCAGACAGAAUACGCCUUCACCGCGGCGGCACACGCCUCUAGUCGAGUCGCCUGAGACAGAGGAAAUCAGGAUCACCGAUAGCCAAGCACCCAGCGGUGAUGAGGGCGAGCGCACAGCAAAUGCACCUGCAGCAAGCACAUCAGAGUUACCACGGCGCCACUUGGAGACGCGGCUAUCUGACAUUGACCGGGAAAUUGCCGAGUGCCAGGAGAAGCUAGUGAUGAUCUCGUCGACCAGUUCGAAAGCACCAGCGGCAGCACCGGCAAGCCAGCAGCGCGGCUCCAAUGACCGCGCAGUACCCGCAUCACCACCAAUCAAAGCUAGUGGCCCGGGCGCCAGGGCAGCCGAGUCGGGUGUGGAGAUCAUCGAUGGGUCUAGCCGUGGAGAAGGAGGUGGAUCCGGUGCCCAAGCAGAUGCGGGAGGGGAGAAGGACGAGUCGGAGCACGCAGCUUCAGUUGUUCCACAGGUUGUGUCGGACAAGACCAAGGCAGCAUUUUCAGGGGGACACGCAUCAGAUGGCAGCGGACGAUGAGGCACAGUUGGGCGAGGGUGAUGCAGGCGGGUUCGGGCUUGAUAGCAGCAGUGAUGCGGACGACAGCGACGGCGACGGCGACAGCAGCAGGCGCCGGGUUCGGCACCGCAAAGACAGCAUGCGGGCAAUCAUCAACGACGUGUACAGCGAGAACCAGCGCAAGGCAGGCCGAGGUGCAAGCGUCGAUGGCGGCGCCGUUCCUGACUGCCUUCCCCAGCUUUGUUCCAGGAUCAUACCCGAGUCCCAGCGACU